AUCACGCACACAGGGCACGCGAAAAGGAAAGAAAUUACCGACCCACCUUGCCUCCCCCGCGAUGCCCUCGUGGGCAGGGCAGGCGCGCCCCUCCGCGCUCGGCCGCCGCCGCCACGUGCCUCCGGUGGCCACUGAGGCUCGCCGCAACCAGCACGGAGCCGAUGCGUCGACACCAACGCGGGAUCCGUCCGCCCUCCUCGCUCGCCGUUGACUCUGCCAUAGACGGAGGUGCUGCUGCGGCAUGCGAUCCGAUGCCAAGACCACGGGAGAAUUGAUGCUGAUGAUCCCCUCCUCCACCCCAACCCACACCCGUCCCAUGGUCGCCGAGGCCAGCCACAUCAUAGUAUUGACAAGAUUGAGAACUUGGAACGUCUUUGAUGUACAGAAAGAAAGCAAAUUGUGCUUGGAGAUAAUGAUGCAUGAUGAUUUCAGAAGUACGGUCAAAUGGAAGGCUGGAGGAAGAUUUUUGAAAUGGCAAAGGCGCCAGUACGGACAUGAGACAAGAGUGAUGACAGUGGAGAAUGUACGAAUAUGCAGCCUUAACAGUAAAAAGGUAAAACAGUUCUUUCAUUUUGUUUGUUUUGCUCUGGAUAUAUAUGGCAAUUGGACAUAUAUAUGCAGGUCUGACUUGUUUCUUCAAAGGGAACAAAGGUGUCCUCUUCAUAAUGGUCAAGGACACAACUGCCAGCUUGACAUAUUUCGGUUUAACCAUCUCUUUUGUUUGCUGCCUUCAUUGUUAUUAUUUUUGUCAUAUAUCUUUUUUUUUAAAGUCUUGCUCCAAAGUUUUGUUUUGGAUAUGCACAUUCCAUAUUAGUCAAGACGUGCAUUGGCCUUUGAUCCUAAGUUUAGAAGAAGCUUGAGUAAUUAGCUCUAUUUUAUACGACUGACAAGAUAUCAGUAUUCUUCUCUUUUAGCUAUAUAUAUAGUCAGGAUUCACAAGUAAGGAUAAACAGUUACUGAUGGAGUCAGUUUUUUUCCUGUUUCCUGAUAUUCAGUAGCCUUAUAAUUAGCUAUUUCUAAGUGAGUUUGUCAGCAUCGCUAUUUUUACUACUUAUGAAAGAGCGACCAUUUUCUUUCUAGAAGUUAAAAAGCACAGAAAACACAUGGCUCAUGAAGGAGCCAAAAUAUUAAAAAAACAGAGAAUUGGAUGUAGACUCCUAGCUAGCAAGCUCUCUUUUGUUACUUUCAUAUUUUAUAUGCAACUGGUUCAUCUCCCAAUAUGAACAUGAUCCUUCAUGAAAAAACAGUGGCCAGUUGCAUUGUCUUCUAUAAUGUAAUUAUGCACCAUGUAGUACUAGCAUAUGACAUAUGUAUAAGUUGUAGACCAUGGUGGAAGGCAUUAUGAAUUAAGAUUUACAAGUGUGAGUAAUCUCACUUGAAUAUAUUGCCAUCCAUUCCACAUUUUUCUACUCACUUUGUUGUUCGGCACAGUUGUAUUGUCAAUGCGUUCUUGCAAAUGAUUUUAUUUUGUAUGGUCACCCUAGAUGCUACCACAUAAUUCGAGUUCAUACCGGUUCUUUUAUAAUUGAAUGGAAGUACAUACUGAUUUUAGUUUCUAAGCAAAUGUUUGACAGAUUCCCCUUCAAUCCGAAUCACAGGAAAUGGAAAGUUCGCAAGAAUCAAUGCGUGAAAUCUACAUGUCAUCAAAUAAACGACCUACGAUACGGGAUACCAAAGAGUGUAAAUUGUAGCUCUAUUUCCUUCUUCAAACAGAUCUUUUUUUUGGACCAAUUUAUGUUGUACUAUUAUCAUGCUUUCUUAAGAAAAAUCAAGAUAAAUUAGCUUGUCCAAUGACGCGAUAUGUUUAACAAUGGGGGUUUGAUAUAAUUACUUAGUAGAUUAUUAUUUUUAUGUGGUAA
Triticum aestivum (bread wheat) is the source of this 1859-nucleotide messenger RNA. RefSeq lists its product as uncharacterized. The transcript has 4 exons. NCBI's taxonomy places the organism in Eukaryota, Viridiplantae, Streptophyta, Magnoliopsida, Poales, Poaceae. The record is from RefSeq and is a predicted model, not a curated record. Bases 242 to 814 code for a protein of 190 amino acids.